Molecule: messenger RNA, 261 nt
Organism: Ilex paraguariensis (yerba mate)
Lineage: Eukaryota; Viridiplantae; Streptophyta; Magnoliopsida; Aquifoliales; Aquifoliaceae
Source: the annotation of a GenBank genome assembly
GAAAACUAUGACCGCUUGAACGAGGCACUGCUUGCUGGUACGGAGCACUCAUGGACUGCUCUUACACUUAAGCUAUGCACUGCUUUGGAAACUGCUAACAAAUUGGUUCAAUCUACGAACUCUCAUGUUGAUUUGCUGUCGGGGAAGCUUGGGGAGUUUGAGAAAAUCAUUAAGAGGGGAGAUUCUGCCAUAGCAGCCGCCAGUGCUAUCCACAGGUGCCUGAACCAAAGAGAAGCACGGCUGAGUGAAAAUAUCAAAUAG